UGUGAAAAAUCAUGUAGAUUCAUUUCGAAAUAUUCUAAAACGUUGGUGCUCAAAAUCAUUUAAUAAAAUUAGAAUAAUUUUAGAGCAUUUGAACUACAUUCUCCUUGAUUUUUAAUUAUCAUAAUAUUAGUACAAUAUUAUAAGGUAUUUAACAAUUUCAUGAACUAGAUUAUUUUAAUUAUCAUGUCAUUAGUAUCAAUCGGAUUUUUCAAUUAUUAUUAUCUCCUAGUUGUGCUGAUUGCUGUCUGAACCAAAUUCUAGCUCCUUUCAGCUGCACAAGAGUCUCCAAUCCCAACUCUCUCUCUCUCUCUCCACUUGCCAAAGGAAAAAGGCUAAAGAGAAAAGGGACCAAACCACACACGCACACACAGAAAUAUGUCUUCCCCAAGCAAGCGCCGAGAGAUGGACUUGAUGAAACUGAUGAUGAGUGAUUACAAGGUCGAGAUGAUUAAUGAUGGAAUGCAAGAAUUUUAUGUGCAAUUCCAUGGACCCAAUGACAGUCCUUAUCAUGGUGGUGUGUGGAAAGUAAGAGUUGAGUUGCCGGAUGCUUAUCCUUACAAAUCUCCUUCCAUUGGAUUUAUCAACAAGAUCUAUCACCCGAAUGUUGAUGAGAUGUCAGGAUCAGUUUGUCUGGAUGUUAUCAAUCAAACCUGGAGCCCCAUGUUCGAUCUUGUUAAUGUGUUUGAGGUGUUUCUACCUCAACUUCUGCUGUAUCCCAAUCCAUCAGACCCCUUGAAUGGAGAAGCUGCCGCUUUAAUGAUGCGUGACCGACCAAGUUAUGAACAAAGGGUUAAAGAGUACUGUGAGAAGUAUGCUAAACCCGAAGACAUAGGGGAAGCCACAGAAGAGAAAUCCAGUGAUGAGGAGAUGAGUGAAGAUGAAUAUGAUUCUAGUGAUGAACAGGUUGUUGGUAAAGCAGACCCCUAGCUUUGCAUGCAUGUCCUGUUCUUAACUUUGCAUUUUAUCUGUACAUGAUGUUCUUCUUCUAGUUCUGUUAAUUCACCUCACCACAUGUGAGCUUAUUAUGGAUAAGGGGGGAAAUUCCCCUUCCUUUCUAGUUUCCCUGUCGCUGUAAAUAAAGUACCAUUGAUUUCCUGAUGCAAUCUUAUUUCAUGUUUAGCACUUUCAAGUGACUGUGCUGUGCUGUUUAGCCAUGGUAAUUUAAUCAACAAUGUUAGCACACAGUGUAUAAAUGACACUCCUUGUAUUGGGUGAUUCAUGUUUGUUCCAUUAAAUGAUGUGAAUCUUACUCUAUUUAUUUAGUA
Molecule: messenger RNA, 1265 nt
Organism: Glycine soja
Lineage: Eukaryota; Viridiplantae; Streptophyta; Magnoliopsida; Fabales; Fabaceae
Product: ubiquitin-conjugating enzyme E2 4-like
Exons: 6
Coding region: 376-927 (183 amino acids)
Biological process (GO): ubiquitin-dependent protein catabolic process; protein polyubiquitination
Cellular component (GO): nucleus
Molecular function (GO): ubiquitin conjugating enzyme activity
Source: RefSeq, a predicted model, not a curated record